Molecule: messenger RNA, 961 nt
Organism: Centropristis striata (black sea bass)
Lineage: Eukaryota; Metazoa; Chordata; Actinopteri; Perciformes; Serranidae
Product: regulator of G-protein signaling 5
Exons: 5
Coding region: 233-718 (161 amino acids)
Source: RefSeq, a predicted model, not a curated record
GUGCUGACUAACUUUCUAUCUCGUGUUGACAGAGAGACAGGACCUGUAAGCACGUAUACAACUCUCUCAUACACCUCUAUUCAGCCUCCAGCUCUGCACCUGCUGCUCUGAACCAAGCACACUGACAGAUCGGAUGGCAAACAGGUCGACUAUAUAAGAUCAGGAGACUGGAAUCAGUCAGUCAAACAGCUCCGUCUGCUCAUCUACCUGUGCAGGUUCACCCAAACCACAGAUGUGUAAGGGGCUCUCCUCCCUGCCCUCCUCAUGCCUGGGGAGGGCUAAAGACCUGCGGGUGAAGCUGAGCCAUCUGGCCGAGGCGCACAACAAACACAAGUUUCAGGAUGGAAAAGCUCUGCAGGACCUGGAAACUCUGCUGAUCAACAAAAGCGGUCUGCAGGCGUUUCGUGGCUUCCUGCGUUCAGAGUUCAGUGAGGAGAACCUUGAUUUCUGGCUGGCCUGUGAGGACUACAGGGUUUCUCCUUCAACCAUGCAGAAGAUCAAGUCCAGCAGCAUCUACAACCAGUUCAUCAACCCUGACGCUCCACAGGAGGUAAACCUGGACGCUGAGACCCGAGAGGCUCUGCUGAGUGUGACGGAGUCUCCGUGUGCAGAAACCUUCAACCAGGCGCAGCAGAGGAUCUACAACCUGAUGGCCAAAGACUCCUUCCCCCGGUUCCUGCGCUCCCCGCACGCCAUGAUCACCAUUAAAGCUUUCUAAACUCACUGUUUAUCACCACAGAUCUGCUUUAGAAAUAGCUGCUGAUUCAUCUGUGCUGCUUGACAUGUUGGUUGUGUUUUACUGUGUCCUGUCUGUAUAAUGCAUGCUGGUAUUUAGUUGUAGCUAAAAACAUAGAAACUAUUAUGAAGCUUACAUAUAGAUGCAAUUCCACUUAGCCUCCAGACUGUAUAAGCUUCAAGUGACAUCCUCAAAGGAUUUAAAUAAAUACCUCAUUAAAGACGA